UAUAUAUAUAAAACGGACGUGCUUGUUUUUCUCAAACCCCCACCCACCCAAACCUGUAACCUCUAUUUCUUGUGCACAAGAAGUAACAUGGAGAUGAAUAAAUGGAGUGGAAAAGCUUAUAGUCAGAGGUAUUACGAGAUUCUUGAGAAACGGAAGAGCCUACCUGUGUAUGCGCAGAAACAAGAGUUUCUACAAUGCUUGAUGAGCAACCAGACGUUGAUACUUGUCGGUGAAACCGGUAGUGGUAAGACUACGCAGAUCCCACAGUUUGUUUUGGAAGCCGUGCACGAAAAACACCCUAGCAAGUGGCUGGUCGGGUGCACACAGCCUCGUAGAGUCGCAGCCAUGUCCGUGGCAAGUCGUGUUGCUGAAGAGAUGGAUGUAGCUAUCGGUGAAGAAGUCGGUUACUCCGUUCGCUUUGAGGAUUGCACUAGCUCCAAAACAGUGCUUACGUACUUGACCGAUGGUAUGCUUAUGAGAGAAGCAAUGACCGAUCCGCUUCUACAGAGAUAUAAAGUGAUAGUCCUCGAUGAAGCCCAUGAAAGAACUUUAGCCACGGAUUUACUAUUUGGUGUUCUCAAACGAGUCUUGAGCAACAGACCGGACCUUAAGCUAGUUGUGAUGAGUGCAACUUUGGAAGCUGAAAAGUGUCUUGAGUAUUUUAGAGGUGCACCUCUUAUGAAAGUUCCGGGAAGGCUCCAUCCCGUAGAGAUCUUGUACACGCAAGAACCUGAGAGAGACUAUCUUGACGCGGCUAUUCGGACAGUUGUUCAGAUUCACAUGUCCGAGCCGCCCGGUGAUGUUCUUGUUUUCUUAACCGGCGAGGAGGAGAUUGAAGAUGCAUGCAGAAAAAUCGUCUGUGAACUUGGGGAUCAAGUAAACGUUGUGCCUUUGUAUUCUUCUCUUCCACCAGCCAUGCAGCAGAAGAUAUUUGAUCCUCCUACGGAGAAUGUGAGGAAGAUUGUUGUAUCCACCAACAUCGCAGAGACUUCUUUAACCAUCGAUGGAGUUGUUUACGUGGUUGAUCCUGGCUUCGCUAAGCAGAAACUAUACAACCCUGAAACUCGUGUUGAGUCGUUGUUGGUGUCUGCAAUAUCACAAGCAAGUGCUAACCAGAGAGCUGGUCGUGCAGGUAGAACACGGCCUGGGAAAUGUUUCAGGCUUUACACAGAGAAGAGUUUCAACCAUGAUUUGAUUGAGCAGACGUAUCCUGAGAUACUGAGAUCAAACCUUGCAAACACUGUUCUGACUUUGAAAAAACUUGGUAUAGAUAACUUGGUUUGCUUCGACUAUAUGGACCCUCCUGCUCCUGUGACGAUGGGGCGGGCCUUGAACGAUUUGCUUGAUCUGGGAGCAUUAGAUGAAGAACUUAACUUGACAAGGACGGGUGAGAUGAUGAGUGAGUUUCCUUUGGAUCCACAGAUGGCAAAGAUGCUUAUAGUCAGUCCUAAAUUCAACUGCUCCAACGAGAUUCUCUCAAUUUCAGCUAUGUUAUCAGUACCAAACUGCUUUAUAAGGCCAAGAGGAGAGGCGCAAAAAGCAGCAGAUGAAGCUAGAGCUAGGUUUGGUCACACUGAUGGAGAUCACCUCACGUUGCUGAAUGUGUACCAUGAUUAUAAACAAAACAACGGAGACUCGAACUGGUGCUACCAGAACUUCAUCAACCAUAAGGCAAUGAAGUCUGCUGACAAUGUUAGAGAGCAGUUGGUGAGGAUAAUGUCCAGGUUUAAUCUCAAGACGUGUAGCUCUGAUUUUACCAGCCGUGACUACUAUAUUAACAUAAGAAAGGCAUUGCUUGCUGGCUAUUUCAUGCAAGUGGCUCAUUUAGACCGCACGGGCCACUACUUGACCGCCAAAGAUGGACAAAUGGUUCACCUGCAUCCAUCGUGUUGCUUGGAUCACAAACCGGAGUGGGUAGUCUACAAUGAAUAUGUUCUGACUAGUCGUAAUUUCAUAAGGACUGUCACGUAUAUUCGAGGUGAAUGGCUAGUGGAUGUUGCACCAGAUUACUAUCAUCUUUCCGACUUCCCAAACUGUGAAGCCAAACGAGUCCUCCAGAAGCUUUCUAAGAAGAGAGACAGAGCGGGGAACCCAAAGUGAAAACGGGCUAGUUUAGACUUAUAUCAUUACAGAUAUCUAAAGUUUCUUUUGUGUGUAAAAUAUGGCUCCAAAAUCCCCAGUUUUGUGUUUCUCAGUUAAUACUCUGGUUUGAUUUUAUUUAUUGACCAAAAAGUUGGUAGAGUUUCAUGAUUACAUAGAUGCGAAGAUUCUAAUCCAGUUAUUUUCAUUAGAACAAAUGUAAUUCAAGGUCAUGAUCAAGAGAAAGAUGAUCUAAACUUUUUCAUCCAAUCCCAAAACGAUACACCAUUUAAAUACUAUUCCAGGGAUUAAUAACCAAACCAAACCAAAACUUUGGUUUCCCAUUAUUCAGUUCAAUUCGGUAAAGCUUUUACAAACAAUUUGGUUAUCAGCUCAAUAGUCGGUUAGUUCAGUUUAAGAAAAAUAAUCAACUUCUGCAACAAUCUAACCAGAAAAAAAUGAACCAAAAUUAGGUGAAAUUAUCCAAUAUCGUAACAGAUUUAAACCGAAAUCCAACAAAAAUAAAAAAAAUAUUGGUUAAUUCAAUGGAAUGUUCAAAAACUAAAAUUACCAAACCAAACUGUUUUCGGUUCAACUCAAAUGAGAUUAUGGAUGAACCAAACUAAUUGAUACACUUUCUUCUGCCAGUUUCGAUUGUUGUAAGAAUAAGAUUUCUCAAUUAGCUUAAUAAUAGGUAACUAGGUAAUAACCCGCGCCUUGCGCGGGAUGUGAUUAUUAGUUUUGUUAUUUUUUAAUAAAAACACAUUAAAUC
Messenger RNA from Brassica napus (rape), 2851 nucleotides. RefSeq names its product probable pre-mRNA-splicing factor ATP-dependent RNA helicase DEAH2. Gene Ontology annotation, molecular function: RNA helicase activity; RNA binding; ATP binding. Gene Ontology annotation, cellular component: intracellular anatomical structure. Bases 88 to 2100 code for a protein of 670 amino acids. The record is from RefSeq and is a predicted model, not a curated record. NCBI's taxonomy places the organism in Eukaryota, Viridiplantae, Streptophyta, Magnoliopsida, Brassicales, Brassicaceae. The transcript has a single exon.